This is a messenger RNA of Planococcus citri (citrus mealybug), 1639 nucleotides long. RefSeq lists its product as uncharacterized. The record is from RefSeq and is a predicted model, not a curated record. The coding region runs from base 170 to 1603 and encodes 477 amino acids. NCBI's taxonomy places the organism in Eukaryota, Metazoa, Arthropoda, Insecta, Hemiptera, Pseudococcidae. The transcript is spliced from 7 exons.
UCAUUACGUAAUGUGCUUUCAUCAAACCUAAUUUAUUAAGUUCAACAUUGAUACAAUUUUCAUUACUAUAGAUGUGACUCCUCAACAAAAUUAAAAUUCAUCAAGUAUCAAAAUUUGCUGUAAAACAAACGAGUUAAUUUUUACUCUUGGCUCAAACAUUUUUUUAAAAAUGACCCAAUCAGUAUUUUUAUUCAAGUUUUACUUGAUUUAUUCGUAUUUUAAUUUCGUAUCAGUAGUCAGAUCAGAAGACGCUUUACUUUACAGUCUGAAACAUUGCACCAGGACACUCGAUAUAGAAGAAACACCUUGCUUGACCGCAUGCCCCGCCACCUACAAACGAGAAAGGAAAUUCAACGAUGAGGUCUCCAUCAGUGGCAAGAGUUUAUUUCUGAGAAACUUUUACCCAUCAGAUGAUGAAGGACCGUACGAAAUCAAAUUGGAUAUUUGUAAUACGUCCUUUGAACCUGUAACUGUUUAUGAUUCCAAACACGAUAAAUACCAGAUCGGUUAUGAGCUCUACUAUUGGCAUAAAGAGAAAGAGGAUAUGGAAAUACGCUCGAUUCACCAGAAUUACUACGAUCAAUACAGAGCGGUAAAUAUGACUCAGAAUAUCCGCGAUAAAGUGACUCAUUUUAUGAAACCACCAAAUGAUCUUUUUAUAAAAUACGUCGAUGGACCAAACACGAAAUUCAAUUUAGCCGAUGGAUCUCAAACUCUGGUUUUUCAUUGGAUACCGGUGUUCUCCGUUGAUUAUUCGAGGUACAAAAGACGAGUUCGGCUUACGUAUAAUGCCCAUUUAAACGAAGAAUUUCAGCCAGAUCUCAAUAGCACGAUACCGACAUGCGACGAUUUCAACUUAGAAGACGAAGAUAUGACGGAUCUUUUCUCCGAAGAAAAUCAAGAAAAAUGUUUGAAAGAUAUUGUGACAGAAACAUUUGAAGACAAGACUUCCUCCCAAAACAUGGCAUGCGGACAAUCGUACGGCUGUUUGGAGAAAUCACAGAUCAUCCCACUUUGGUAUUUUAGCUCACGAUCAACUCAGCUCGCCAGCUGCAAACUAAUGAAUAUCAUGCCAGUUUGGAAGACCAUUGCUGAGGGACAACUGAGAAAAGUUGACCAAUAUAUACUCGCAAUACUGAACACUUGGCGUGAAGAUUUAAAGAUCGACAAAGAUCACACAUUCGGUGAAAUAAUCUACGGCACAUGGAGUGCCCUAAAACUACCCACCAAAAACAACCCAUACAAGCCCCAAGAAAUGUACCUAUCAAACACAGAACGCAAUCAAGUCGUGACUAUCCCCAAAAUAAUAUACAGAAUUGUAUCUGUUUGGUGGCGCGGUGUUGCCAUCAUCAUCCAUAAUGAUCUCAGCCGUAUAGACGAUAAACAAAGAAUUUGUACAAAAGAAGAGUAUGUUAAAGGAUGGGAGAAUAUUACCAAUGAAGACUCGACAAUUGGACUAACUUAUACGUGUCCUUUGACUAAAGAAGUCGAUUAUAGGUUAGGAAUCAAUGCGUUUACAUCUCAUUUUGGUUUAGAAUUGCAUGGUUCACCAGAUCAAUCAAAAAUAUUACUCAAAGAUUACCGGAAAAUAAGUGCUAAAUAAGUAAGAAAAUUUUUAAAGAUGAAAUUAUAUACGUUU